GGGAACAUUGCAAAGGGAAAGAGAGUCAAGGAUAAAUACACAAGGGGCGAGGCUGGAAGAAAUGCUCCUCUGGGCAACAGCCUAUGAUAGGAAUUGACCGCUUCCUCAACUCGGGUUUUACUGCUGGCGCGUUCUUCUACUCAGCAUCAACCCAAAACGAACAGUACUGUCCCAGCCCCCAUACCCCGGUCACGCCGAUGGCACGCAGAGGUGUUAGAGCGAUAGAGACGAGUUCACCGACGCGAGUGCAGUCACGUCGCCAACACAGUGCCAACCUAUGUGCUUACUUCGACGCAUUUCCCAACAUCCAGGGAUGACAA
Messenger RNA from Ilyonectria robusta, 320 nucleotides. RefSeq lists its product as uncharacterized. The record is from RefSeq and is a predicted model, not a curated record. NCBI's taxonomy places the organism in Eukaryota, Fungi, Ascomycota, Sordariomycetes, Hypocreales, Nectriaceae. The transcript has a single exon. Bases 84 to 317 code for a protein of 77 amino acids.